AUGACAAGUCGCCAGAAGGAGUUCUGCAAGUCCCUCACUCAACAGCGACUGAAGCUGAAGCGGAUUCACAGCUUGAUGCGUCAUCAAUUCAACCUACCUGCUGACGCUAUGCCACCGCUACGAGCUGUACAAAAUUGCGUCAAUUACCAUGCCCGCAAAACUCUUGGGAACAACGAUUUCUACGACGACAUUGCUGCGUUUGUUCGAGAGCACUUCUUUACCGGAUAUGAAGAAGAAACCAAGCCGUUCAUAUUUACGUGGUCCGUUGACAAUGAUGCCCGACCUUACGCCGGCGAUGGUGGAGACGCUGAACCAUUUUUCGUCGGCAUUCCAACGAAGCAGCUUCUCAAACGACUGGACCGACCCCCCCCCCCCGAGGACUUUGUCUUAUACAUGGACGCGACUUUCAAGCUCAGUCAAGUUGAAUACCCAGCUUUCGUAGUGGGUAUAUCAGAUGGAGCCGCCAGUUUCCACCUGGGUGCAGUGUUCGUGGUUUCCCAGCGCUUGACAAACAUUUACACUCUCGCCCUCGCAUCGCUUCGACAAUUUUACACGGCUGUCACCGGAAAGAGCCUCCAUUUGCGGUUUGUGAUGGGCGAUGCAGAGGAUGCCCAGUACAGCGCGUUUGCGGAUGUUUUUGCGCGAGACUCGAGCUACACGUACCUGAUGUGCUUCUUUCACGUGCUGCAAAACGUCCAAAAGAAGGUACCCGCUGCCUGCCGUAGUGAAGUGAUGAAGGACAUCUACGGGAUGCAUUUUAGCAGCUGUGAAGUCGAGUUUCAGCGCCACCGAGAUAUGGCCCUGACGAGAUGGAGAGAUGAUCCGCGAACGCAAGCGUUUUCCGGCUACUUCGAGAAGCAGUAG
Messenger RNA from Phytophthora sojae, 864 nucleotides. RefSeq lists its product as hypothetical. The transcript has a single exon. NCBI's taxonomy places the organism in Eukaryota, Oomycota, Peronosporomycetes, Peronosporales, Peronosporaceae. The coding region runs from base 1 to 864 and encodes 287 amino acids. The record is from RefSeq and is a predicted model, not a curated record.